Messenger RNA from Eruca vesicaria subsp. sativa (arugula), 1163 nucleotides. The record is from the annotation of a GenBank genome assembly. NCBI's taxonomy places the organism in Eukaryota, Viridiplantae, Streptophyta, Magnoliopsida, Brassicales, Brassicaceae.
UCCACUGUCAAAUCAAAUCCUUUCUUUAUUAAUCAAUCAUCUUUCUUUUUUUUCGAGAAAACUAAUCAAUCAUCUCCCUCCUUAGACUCUCUGUUUUCUCCAAAAUGGCCACCCCAAGCGAAGCAUCAGCUCUUUCCUUCAUCAAGAAGCAUCUUCUGGACGAAUCUUCUCCGCUGCCUAAUGUCAGCACCACCAAUCCAUGGAUAGCUUCAGAAACAAUCUCCGAUUUAUCAAUCUUCGGUUCAUUUGACCAAACCGGUUUUGAUUUUCCUGAAUUUGAAAUAAAACCGGAAAUAACCAAUCUCGUGAGUGAGUCAUUUGAAUUCGAACCGGAGACGAAACCUGAAAUUCAACUACCAUCGAACGAUCCCUUCACGUUCCAAUCGAAUCCACGUGGCGUUUCUGGUUCAACCUCGCGAUCGAACCGGAAACCGCCGUUGAAGAUCGAGCCGCCGAACAGAACCGAGUGGAUCCAAUUCGCAACCGGAAAUUCUGAACCGGAGCAGCUUCCCGUACACGUGGCCGCAGAAGAGAAGAGGCAUUACAGAGGAGUGAGGAUGAGGCCGUGGGGGAAGUUCGCGGCGGAGAUCCGAGAUCCGAACCGUCGGGGAACUAGGGUUUGGCUAGGGACGUUUGACACGGCAAUCGAAGCCGCUAGGGCUUACGACCAAGCAGCGUUUAAGCUCAGAGGGUCAAAGGCCAUUGUGAAUUUCCCGCUUGAGGUUGGGACGUGGAAUCCACGCGAUGACGUUUUACAGAACAAACGGAAGCGAUACGGAGAGGAAGAAGUGGAGGUGGUUACGAAAGUGGUAAAGACGGAGGAGAGUCACGUCGUUGAGACGGAAUCGUCGAGUUUGACGGCGGUAAAUGACUGGGACUUGACAGAGUUUAUGAGCAUGCCGCUUUUAUCGCCGUUAUCUCCACACCCUCCGUUUGGUUAUCCACAAUUGACUGUUGUGUAAAUGUUAUUCUCUCUGGCGGGUCAGCUUGUUGUACGCUGACGUGGAAAUGCGGCGUACACGUAGUCGUUUGAUCUCUUUGCUUUCUUUUGUUGCACAUUGGAGAAGAUAUAUUCAUUUAUUUGUUUUCUUUUUAAUAAGAUUUUCAAACUUCAAGUUUUAAACUCGUGUGUUUAAAAAUAAAAUAAAAAAGUUUCAAACUCG